Molecule: messenger RNA, 15016 nt
Organism: Cloeon dipterum
Lineage: Eukaryota; Metazoa; Arthropoda; Insecta; Ephemeroptera; Baetidae
Product: microtubule-associated protein futsch-like
Exons: 33
Coding region: 164-15016 (4950 amino acids)
Source: RefSeq, a predicted model, not a curated record
AAAACCCCCUUCCACCCCCUCUGACACAUUUUUUGAGUCCCAAUCUGAUAGCAUUGUUGAGAAAAGUGAUGUGAUAGUUAGGAAGUUUGAAAAACCCCUAGAGUUGUCAUUAAAAUAUCAGCCCGGUGAAAUAGCUCAAAUCAAAUCGGUAGUAUCGCAUAAAAUGUCAGGUAGCACAGGAGGUGGGAGCGUGAAACCUGUUAACGCGCCGGGUGAUAGCUUAGCUAAUGACGACGACGACGAUUCGUCCAAAAGUGUCGACCGUGGCACUAGUCCAUUAGAGUUCUCGAAUUCUGUUUUUUUGGCUCACGCAGAUAUUUCGCCCCGAAAGCUGGCGAAAAAGGACGGUAGGGAAACCUCACCGACGUUAGAGCUUUUCAUUGAUCAUAAAGAAGUACACGCCAAAGACUCGAAAGCGUCUUCCGAAAGUCGACUUACGUUGUAUGGUGCUAAAGAAGUUAAAGGUAUAGAAAUCUCAAUUCAUUCACAGUCGCACAUCAGUGUGACCACUACAAUGAAGGAUGACAUGUCCAAAGACACAUCAACCAAGGUGAUGAAGUCAGUCUCCCGUUCAAGUCCAAGAAAGGAGGAGCGCAACUUUAUGCUCCAGCUUGACGACACUGGCACCGAGAAAAAGAAGAGCGGUGACACAGUCAUGUUUAGUGGGAAGAAAAGUAUUUACCACUACGACUACAACCUGUCACCAUUUGACAGCCCAACCACUGAGUCAGCUGCCCACGUGACUGACACUGGCAUAAGUAUGACCAGAACUAACACACUUGCAACAGACACUGACACUAUAACAAGCCCGGUUCAGAGGGCCAUAUCUGACACUGCAGUCGACACAGAGGCCGAGCUAACGGAUGCUGGACUUAGUCCGAUUCAGACUGAAGUUGCCUUAGAGACGGAGCUCGAGUUUUAUAAAGACGAGCAACAGGGUCUUAUUUUUUCAGAUAUGGCGUCAAGCCCUGUGUUCGCUACCGGUAUCUCCGUUGCCUUGAGCCCGUUAAAGCUCGAAACGUCUGAGGCUGCCGUUUCAACUGACGUUGUAGAAACCAAAGAUGUCAGCCUGAGCCCACUUGUGAUUCCAGAAAAUGAAAUAGGUGCAAUUUUGACAGACUCAACAGACGUCAAGAAGAAAGCAAAAGAGAGAAUUGCUUCAAUCGAAGAUAUAGUUGAGAUGAGAAGAAGAGGUUCAAGUGAUGUUAAAACACUAGUACGCCAUCUUGAACAAGGAACAUUACCGAAGCCAGUUGAUGAAAGUCCUGAGGAAAAAAUUAUCAAAGUAGUUCAAUUAGAACAAGUUGAAAGUCAAAUAAAAACACCAAAACGGUUAGAAAGUCCAAAGAAAACAAAUGCUGAUAUUGAUGCAAGCAACAAAGUAUCUGUAACUCACACAAAGCAAGUUAAACCUAAGAUAAAGCAGCUACAGCAAAUGUUUACUGAAUCACAAGAACAAUGUCAAAAAGAAAAAUCCAAAACCCAACAAAACACAAGAGAAAUAAUUGAUAUCCAGAGAGUCAUAGAGACUAUCAAUCAAAAAAUUCAAAUCCAAGAGACUGCAGAAUCAGAUGAAGAGGAAACAUAUUCAUCUGAUAUUAAAGAACUCAAAGAAAGUUUACAAAAGGUUCUGAAUACGAUGUCAAAAAGAGACGACCCUGAACAAAAAGAAAGGAUACCAGAAGACAUUGUCAAAUAUACGGACGAAACCUUCACAACGUAUGAGGAUGAAAGGAAACCUGAACAUGAUAUUGAAGUAGAAAAAUCAAAAUAUAUUUCAAAACAAACCAUAACAUUAGACACUCAAAAGCAAAUAGAAUCCCAUAUAAGCAACCAAUACACUGAUGAUGGAAGAGAUAUUAAAAAAACUAUGGUAGAUGCCUCUAAAGAAACUAAAAACCGAUAUUUUACAAUUCAACGAAAUUCUAUUGCAGAGCAAGAAAUUGUUGAUGGCUCAACACAAAAUACUUAUGAGUUAAUAGCACAAAAAAGUAUUAUGAAAGAGACUAAACACGAAAUAAAUACAAAUGAAAGCGAAAAAAUCAAAGAGAGCAAAGAUGAACAAACCAAUUCAAAAACAAUGUUCACGACGCAUAUGCAAAAAUUUGAAUUUUUAGAAAAACAAGCCACCAUAGCGAACGCAAAAGAGGUUAGUGGAAACACAGAGAAGAUAAACGUAGAGAAAAAUGCAGUUCAUAAAAGUACUGAAUAUGAAAAAAAUAAAUCAAUCCUGGAAUUAAAAAAUAGCGUUCAAGAACAAGAUCCACAAGAUGAAAAGGUAUCUUCUAAAAUCAAAGAAGCAUCAGACAUGAAGGGAAAGCCAAUGAAUCCGGAGAUUGAAACGGUAAAAAUUACAGAAACCAAGGAGGAAAUAAACGACAAAGCUAAUGAAGAUCGAGAGUCUGAACCAGAGGUCUCAGUCAUGGUCGUCAAUAAGCAAGAGAGUGUUUUGAAACCAGAAAAAGCACCAAAAGACUUGAAUGAAGAAAUACUUAAAACCACGCCUGAAACAUACAAACACGACGAAGAAAAAGUAAUUUCAGAGAUCAAAUCUGACGAGUCUGCUUCAAUGGAGAUCAAGGAAACCAACACCAAAAUGGCAGAAGAAGUGAAAAACAUGCCAAUUAGUCCGGAGAAAAAAAUGGCAGUCAGCGAGAGUGAAUACGUUUCACUGCAAGACGAAUUAUUAAAAGCAAUUUCUAAAAUCGAAAACAAAUCUCAAACUUUAAAUACAGAAGCUAUGAAAAUAAAAGAGAAAUCUACCACGCCAGAACUAUCAGCCAAUGUUAACAUUGAGCAAGAGACCGUGCAAAUAACACAACAAUUUGCGGGAGACCAGCAAAAAGAUAUACUAGAAAUCAAGAUCCAGACAGAGAAACGGGAAAGGGAAAUUACAGCCAUCUCCGAGAUAAAAUCUGAAGAGUCAACAUCACUGGAUAUCAAAGACACUGUAUCUACACAGGGUAAAGACGAGAAAAAAAUGCAAUUGACUCCAGGGAAAGAAACAGUCCAUCCCGUUACCAUUCAACACGAGAAAAUAGCAAUGGAAGAAAUACAUAAGAAAAAGAUUAAAACAUCUGAAUCAAGUGAUGAUCAAACAUUAUAUCACGUCCAAAACUCAGAGAAAAAAGGAGAUAAACCUCGGAAGGGGAUCGAAACUGCUGAGCCUGCUUUCUUGGAAAUCCAGGAAACUGACACCAAAGAACCAGCACACGUGGAUAGCAAGCAAAUUAGUAAGGAGGAAAAAACAGAAACUCCGAUUGCAGUUCCACACGUUGUUGAAGCGUCAGAGGAACAAAUUGUGGAGCAGAUCACACUUCAAUCUGAGUCAAUUCCAGCUGAUGGAGUCAAAUCAGACGAACUGGUGCAGACUCCAGAAACGAAUACAGAUCAAACUCUCGAGCCAGAAAUUACUCUGCAAGAUUCCGAUUCAAAACCACCAACAAUUACAGAAACCAAAGACGUUCAGGCCGAAAAAUCAGUCUCCACUGACACUGAAAAGGAAACGGAAGCUAUUUCCAUCGCAGAUACGACCGUUCUUGCUCCAGAGACUCCGUCUUUGGAUGACGACGCUGUCAAACAAGCAGAGCAAGCGUCCGAACCAGAACUUUCAGACAAGGCCGACACAGAGCUUGAAACCUUAUCGAAACCAGAACAAGUGCCAGAAAUCCAGGAAGAAGAAGUACUUGAAACUGCGGUCGAGACCGAGACUCAGGACGAAGAAUCGACCGUCUCAGUGAUCAAAACUGACGAGCCUGCUUCCUUGGAAAUCCAGGAAACUGACACCAAAGAACCAGCACACACUCCGUCUUUGGAUGACGACGCUGUCAAACAAGCAGAGCAAGCGUCCGAACCAGAACUGUCAGACAAGGCCGACACAGAGCUUGAAACCUUAUCGACACCAGAACAAGUGCCAGAAAUCCAGGAAGAAGAAGUACUUGAAACUGCGGUCGAGACCGAGACUCAGGACGAAGAAUCGACCGUCUCAGUGAUCAAAACUGACGAGCCUGCUUCCUUGGAAAUCCAGGAAACUGACACCAAAGAACCAGCACACACUCCGUCUAUGGAUGACGACGCUGUCAAACAAGCAGAGCAAGCGUCCGAACCAGAACUGUCAGACAAGGCCGACACAGAGCUUGAAACCUUAUCGAAACCAGAACAAGUGCCAGAAAUCCAGGAAGAAGAAGUACUUGAAACUGCGGUCGAGACCGAGACUCAGGACGAAGUAUCGACCGUCUCAGUGAUCAAAACUGACGAGCCUGCUUCCUUGGAAAUUCUGGAAACUGACACCAAAGAACCAGCACACGUGGAUAGCAAGCCAAUUAGUCCGGAGGAAGAAACGGAAACUCCGAUUGCAGUUCCACACGUUGUUGAAGCGUCAGAGGAACAAAUUGUGGAGAAGAUCACACUUCAAUCUGAGUCAAUUCCAGCUGAUGGAGUCAAAUCAGACGAACUGGUGCAGACUCCAGAAACGCAAACAGAUCAAACUCUCGAGCCAGAAAUUACUCUGCAAGAUUCCGAUUCAAAACCACUAACAAUUACAGAAACCAAAGACGUUCAGGCCGAAAAAUCGGUCUCCACUGACACUGAAAAGGAAACGGAAGCUAUUUCCAUCGCAGAUACGACCACUCCGUCUAUGGAUGACGACGCUGUCAAACAAGCAGAGCAAGCGUCCGAACCAGAACUGUCAGACAAGGCCGACACAGAGCUUGAAACCUUAUCGACACCAGAACAAGUGCCAGAAAUCCAGGAAGAAGAAGUACUUGAAACUGCGGUCGAGACCGAGACUCAGGACGAAGAAUCGACCGUCUCAGUGAUCAAAACUGACGAGCCUGCUUCCUUGGAAAUCCAGGAAACUGACACCAAAGAACCAGCACACGUGGAUAUGAUCAAAACUGACGAGCCUGCUUCCUUGGAAAUUCUGGAAACUGACACCAAAGAACCAGCACACGUGGAUAGCAAGCCAAUUAGUCCGGAAGAAGAAACGGCAACUCCGAUUGCAGUUCCACACGUUGUUGAAGCGUCAGAGGAACAAAUUGUGGAGCAGAUCACAGUUCAAUCUGAGUCAAUUCCAGCUGAUGGAGUCAAAUCAGACGAACUGGAGCAGACUCCAGAAACGCAAACAGAUCAAACUCUCGAGCCAGAAAUUACUCUGCAAGAUUCCGAUUCAAAACCACUAACAAUUACAGAAACCAAAGACGUUCAGGCCGAAAAAUCGGUCUCCACUGACACUGAAAAGGAAACGGAAGCUAUUACCAUCGCAGAUACGACCGAAACUGACACCAAAGAACCAGCACACGUGGAUAGCAAGCCAAUUAGUCCGGAGGAAGAAACGGAAACUCCGAUUGCAGUUCCACACGUUGUUAAAGCGUCAGAGGAACAAAUUGUGGAGCAGAUCACAGUUCAAUCUGAGUCAAUUCCAGCUGAUGGAGUCAAAUCAGACGAACUGGUGGAGACUCCAGAAACGCAAACAGAUCAAACUCUCGAGCCAGAAAUUACUCUGCAAGAUUCCGAUUCAAAACCACUAACAAUUACAGAAACCAAAGACGAAACUGACACCAAAGAACCAGCACACGUGGAUAGCAAGCCAAUUAGUCCGGAGGAAGAAACGGAAACUCCGAUUGCAGUUCCACACGUUGUUGAAGCGUCAGAGGAACAAAUUGUGGAGCAGAUCACAGUUCAAUCUGAGUCAAUUCCAGCUGAUGGAGUCAAAUCAGACGAACUGGUGGAGACUCCAGAAACGCAAACAGAUCAAACUCUCGAGCCAGAAAUUACUCUGCAAGAUUCCGAUUCAAAACCACUAACAAUUACAGAAACCAAAGACACUCCGUCUAUGGAUGACGACGCUGUCAAACAAGCAGAGCAAGCGUCCGAACCAGAACUGUCAGACAAGGCCGACACUGAGUUUGAAACCUUAUCGAAACGAGAACAAGUGCCAGAAAUCCAGGAAGAAGAAGUACUUGAAACUGCGGUCGAGACCGAGACUCAGGACGAAGAAUCAACCGUCUCAGUGAUCAAAAAUGACGAGCCUGCUUCCUUGGAAAUCCAGGAAACUGACACCAAAGAACCAGCACACACUCCGUCUAUGGAUGACGACGCUGUCAAACAAGCAGAGCAAGCGUCCGAACCAGAACUGUCAGACAAGGCCAACACUGAGCUUGAAACCUUAUCGAAACCAGAACAAGUGCCAGAAAUCCAGGAAGAAGAAGUACUUGAAACUGCGGUCGAGACCGAGACUCAGGACGAAGAAUCGACCGUCUCAGUGAUCAAAACUGACGAGCCUGCUUCCUUGGAAAUUCUGGAAACUGACACCAAAGAACCAGCACACGUGGAUAGCAAGCCAAUUAGUCCGGAGGAAGAAACGGAAACUCCGAUUGCAGUUCCACACGUUGUUGAAGCGUCAGAGGAACAAAUUGUGGAGCAGAUCACAGUUCAAUCUGAGUCAAUUCCAGCUGAUGGAGUCAAAUCAGACGAACUAGUGCAGACUCCAGAAACGCAAACAGAUCAAACUCUCGAGCCAGAGAUUACUCUGCAAGAUUCCGAUUCAAAACCACUAACAAUUACAGAAACCAAAGACGUUCAGGCCGAAAAAUCGGUCUCCACUGACACUGAAAAGGAAACGGAAGCUAUUUCCAUCGCAGAUACGACCGAAACUGACACCAAAGAACCAGCACACGUGGAUAGCAAGCCAAUUAGUCCGGAGGAAGAAACGGAAACUCCGAUUGCAGUUCCACACGUUGUUGAAGCGUCAGAGGAACAAAUUGUGGAGCAGAUCACAGUUCAAUCUGAGUCAAUUCCAGCUGAUGGAGUCAAAUCAGACGAACUGGUGGAGACUCCAGAAACGCAAACAGAUCAAACUCUCGAGCCAGAAAUUACUCUGCAAGAUUCCGAUUCAAAACCACUAACAAUUACAGAAACCAAAGACACUCCGUCUAUGGAUGACGACGCUGUCAAACAAGCAGAGCAAGCGUCCGAACCAGAACUGUCAGACAAGGCCGACACUGAGUUUGAAACCUUAUCGAAACGAGAACAAGUGCCAGAAAUCCAGGAAGAAGAAGUACUUGAAACUGCGGUCGAGACCGAGACUCAGGACGAAGAAUCAACCGUCUCAGUGAUCAAAAAUGACGAGCCUGCUUCCUUGGAAAUCCAGGAAACUGACACCAAAGAACCAGCACACACUCCGUCUAUGGAUGACGACGCUGUCAAACAAGCAGAGCAAGCGUCCGAACCAGAACUGUCAGACAAGGCCAACACUGAGCUUGAAACCUUAUCGAAACCAGAACAAGUGCCAGAAAUCCAGGAAGAAGAAGUACUUGAAACUGCGGUCGAGACCGAGACUCAGGACGAAGAAUCGACCGUCUCAGUGAUCAAAACUGACGAGCCUGCUUCCUUGGAAAUUCUGGAAACUGACACCAAAGAACCAGCACACGUGGAUAGCAAGCCAAUUAGUCCGGAGGAAGAAACGGAAACUCCGAUUGCAGUUCCACACGUUGUUGAAGCGUCAGAGGAACAAAUUGUGGAGCAGAUCACAGUUCAAUCUGAGUCAAUUCCAGCUGAUGGAGUCAAAUCAGACGAACUAGUGCAGACUCCAGAAACGCAAACAGAUCAAACUCUCGAGCCAGAGAUUACUCUGCAAGAUUCCGAUUCAAAACCACUAACAAUUACAGAAACCAAAGACGUUCAGGCCGAAAAAUCGGUCUCCACUGACACUGAAAAGGAAACGGAAGCUAUUUCCAUCGCAGAUACGACCACUCCGUCUUUGGAUGACGACGCUGUCAAACAAGCAGAGCAAGCGUCCGAACCAGAACUGUCAGACAAGGCCGACACUGAGCUUGAAACCUUAUCGAAACCAGAACAAGUGCCAGAAAUCCGGGAAGAAGAAGUACUUGAAACUGCGGUCGAGACCGAGACUCAGUACGAAGAAUCGACCGUCUCAGUGAUCAAAACUGACGAGCCUGCUUCCUUGGAAAUCCAGGAAACUGACACCAAAGAACCAGCACACGUGGAUAGCAAGCCAAUAAAUCCGGAGGAAGAAACGGCAACUCCGAUUGCAGUUCCACACGUUGUUGAAGCGUCAGAGGAACAAAUUGUGGAGCAGAUCACACUUCAAUCUGAGUCAAUUCCAGCUGAUGGAGUCAAAUCAGACGAACAGGUGCAGACUCCAGAAACGAAAACAGAUCAAACUCUCGAGCCAGAAAUUACUCUGCAAGAUUCCGAUUCAAAACCACCAACAAUUACAGAAACCAAAGACGUUCAGGCCGAAAAAUCGGUCUCCACUGACACUGAAAAGGAAACGGAAGCUAUUUCCAUCGCAGAUACGACCACUCCGUCUUUGGAUGACGACGCUGUCAAACAAGCAGAGCAAGCGUCCGAACCAGAAAUGUCAGACAAGGCCGACACUGAGCUUGAAACCUUAUCGAAACCAGAACAAGUGCCAGAAAUCCAGGAAGAAGAAGUGCUUGAAACUGCGGUCGAGACCGAGACUCAGGACGAAGAAUCGACCGUCUCAGUGAUCAAAAAUGACGAGCCUGCUUCCUUGGAAAUCCAGGAAACUGACACCAAAGAACCAGCAAACGUGGAUAGCAAGCCAAUUAGUCCGGAGGAAGAAACGGAAACUCCGAUUGCAGUUCCACACGUUGUUGAAGCGUCAGAGGAACAAAUUGUGGAGCAGAUCACAGUUCAAUCUGAGUCAAUUCCAGCUGAUGGAGUCAAAUCAGACGAACUGGAGCAGACUCCAGAAACGCAAACAGAUCAAACUCUCGAGCCAGAAAUUACUCUGCAAGAUUCCGAUUCAAAACCACUAACAAUUACAGAAACCAAAGACACUCCGUCUUUGGAUGACGACGCUGUCAAACAAGCAGAGCAAGCGUCCGAACCAGAAAUGUCAGACAAGGCCGACACUGAGCUUGAAACCUUAUCGAAACCAGAACAAGUGCCAGAAAUCCAGGAAGAAGAAGUGCUUGAAACUGCGGUCGAGACCGAGACUCAGGACGAAGAAUCGACCGUCUCAGUGAUCAAAAAUGACGAGCCUGCUUCCUUGGAAAUCCAGGAAACUGACACCAAAGAACCAGCAAACACUCCGUCUUUGGAUGACGACGCUGUCAAACAAGCAGAGCAAGCGUCCGAACCAGAACUGUCAGACAAGGCCGACACUGAGCUUGAAACCUUAUCGAAACCAGAACAGGUGCCAGAAAUCCAGGAAGAAGAAGUACUUGAAACUGCGGUCGAGACCGAGACUCAGGACGAAGUAUCGACCGUCUCAGUGAUCAAAACUGACGAGCCUGCUUCCUUGGAAAUCCAGGAAACUGACACCAAAGAACCAGCACACGUGGAUAGCAAGCCAAUUAGUCCGGAGGAAGAAACGGAAACUCCGAUUGCAGUUCCACACGUUGUUGAAGCGUCAGAGGAACAAAUUGUGGAGCAGAUCACAGUUCAAUCUUAUUCAAUUCCAGCUGAUGGAGUCAAAUCAGACGAACUGGAGCAGACUCCAGAAACGCAAACAGAUCAAACUUUCGAGCCAGAAAUUACUCUGCAAGAUUCCGAUUCAAAACCACUAACAAUUACAGAAACCAAAGACACUCCGUCUUUGGAUGACGACGCUGUCAAACAAGCAGAGCAAGCGUCCGAACCAGAAAUGUCAGACAAGGCCGACACUGAGCUUGAAACCUUAUCGAAACCAGAACAAGUGCCAGAAAUCCAGGAAGAAGAAGUGCUUGAAACUGCGGUCGAGACCGAGACUCAGGACGAAGAAUCGACCGUCUCAGUGAUCAAAAAUGACGAGCCUGCUUCCUUGGAAAUCCAGGAAACUGACACCAAAGAACCAGCAAACGUGGAUAGCAAGCCAAUUAGUCCGGAGGAAGAAACGGAAACUCCGAUUGCAGUUCCACACGUUGUUGAAGCGUCAGAGGAACAAAUUGUGGAGCAGAUCACAGUUCAAUCUGAGUCAAUUCCAGCUGAUGGAGUCAAAUCAGACGAACUGGAGCAGACUCCAGAAACGCAAACAGAUCAAACUCUCGAGCCAGAAAUUACUCUGCAAGAUUCCGAUUCAAAACCACUAACAAUUACAGAAACCAAAGACACUCCGUCUUUGGAUGACGACGCUGUCAAACAAGCAGAGCAAGCGUCCGAACCAGAAAUGUCAGACAAGGCCGACACUGAGCUUGAAACCUUAUCGAAACCAGAACAAGUGCCAGAAAUCCAGGAAGAAGAAGUGCUUGAAACUGCGGUCGAGACCGAGACUCAGGACGAAGAAUCGACCGUCUCAGUGAUCAAAAAUGACGAGCCUGCUUCCUUGGAAAUCCAGGAAACUGACACCAAAGAACCAGCAAACACUCCGUCUUUGGAUGACGACGCUGUCAAACAAGCAGAGCAAGCGUCCGAACCAGAACUGUCAGACAAGGCCGACACUGAGCUUGAAACCUUAUCGAAACCAGAACAGGUGCCAGAAAUCCAGGAAGAAGAAGUACUUGAAACUGCGGUCGAGACCGAGACUCAGGACGAAGUAUCGACCGUCUCAGUGAUCAAAACUGACGAGCCUGCUUCCUUGGAAAUCCAGGAAACUGACACCAAAGAACCAGCACACGUGGAUAGCAAGCCAAUUAGUCCGGAGGAAGAAACGGAAACUCCGAUUGCAGUUCCACACGUUGUUGAAGCGUCAGAGGAACAAAUUGUGGAGCAGAUCACAGUUCAAUCUGAGUCAAUUCCAGCUGAUGGAGUCAUAUCAGACGAACUGGUGCAGACUCCAGAAACGCAAACAGAUCAAACUCUCGAGCCAGAGAUUACUCUGCAAGAUUCCGAUUCAAAACCACUAACAAUCACAGAAACCAAAGACGUUCAGGCCGAAAAAUCGGUCUCCACUGACACUGAAAAGGAAACGGAAGCUAUUUCCAUCGCAGAUACGACCACUCCGUCUUUGGAUGACGACGCUGUCAAACAAGCAGAGCAAGCGUCCGAACCAGAAAUGUCAGACAAGGCCGACACUGAGCUUGAAACCUUAUCGAAACCAGAACAAGUGCCAGAAAUCCAGGAAGAAGAAGUACUUGAAACUGCGGUCGAGACCGAGACUCAGGACGAAGAAUCGACCGUCUCAGUGAUCAAAAAUGACGAGCCUGCUUCCUUGGAAAUCCAGGAAACUGACACCAAAGAACCAGCAAACACUCCGUCUUUGGAUGACGACGCUGUCAAACAAGCAGAGCAAGCGUCCGAACCAGAAAUGUCAGACAAGGCCGACACUGAGCUUGAAACCUUAUCGAAACCAGAACAAGUGCCAGAAAUCCAGGAAGAAGAAGUGCUUGAAACUGCGGUCGAGACCGAGACUCAGGACGAAGAAUCGACCGUCUCAGUGAUCAAAAAUGACGAGCCUGCUUCCUUGGAAAUCCAGGAAACUGACACCAAAGAACCAGCAAACACUCCGUCUUUGGAUGACGACGCUGUCAAACAAGCAGAGCAAGCGUCCGAACCAGAACUGUCAGACAAGGCCGACACUGAGCUUGAAACCUUAUCGAAACCAGAACAAGUGCUAGAAAUCCAGGAAGAAGAAGUACUUGAAACUGCGGUCGAGACCGAGACUCAGGAGGAAGAAUCGACCGUCUCAGUGAUCAAAACUGACGAGCCUGCUUCCUUGGAAAUCCAGGAAACUGACACCAAAGAACCAGCACACACUCCGUCUUUGGAUGACGACGCUGUCAAACAAGCAGAGCAAGCGUCCGAACCAGAACUGUCAGACAAGGCCGACACUGAGCUUGAAACCUUAUCGAAACCAGAACAAGUGCUAGAAAUCCAGGAAGAAGAAGUACUUGAAACUGCGGUCGAGACCGAGACUCAGGAGGAAGAAUCGACCGUCUCAGUGAUCAAAACUGACGAGCCUGCUUCCUUGGAAAUCCAGGAAACUGACACCAAAGAACCAGCAAACGUGGAUAGCAAGCCAAUUAGUCCGGAGGAAGAAACGGAAACUCCGAUUGCAGUUCCACACGUUGUUGAAGCGUCAGAGGAACAAAUUGUGGAGCAGAUCACAGUUCAAUCUGAGUCAAUUCCAGCUGAUGGAGUUAAAUCAGACGAACUGGUGCAGACUCCAGAAACGCAAACAGAUCAAACUCUCGAGCCAGAAAUUACUCUGCAAGAUUCCGAUUCAAAACCACUAACAAUUACAGAAACCAAAGUCGUAAAGGCCGAAAAAUCGGUCUCCACUGACACUGAAAAGGAAACGGAAGCUAUUUCCAUCGCAGAUACGACCGCCGAAAAAUCGGUCUCCACUGACACUGAAAAGGAAACGGAAGCUAUUUCCAUCGCAGAUACGACCGUUCUAGCUCCAGAGGUUUCUGGAAUCGAACCUCAAGAACCAGAAAUUGUCAAAGAAACGACUCAAUCAAAAUUGACUACUCCGUCUUUGGAUGACGACGCUGUCAAACAAGCAGAGCAAGCGUCCGAACCAGAAAUGUCAGACAAGGCCGACACUGAGCUUGAAACCUUAUCGAAACCAGAACAAGUGCCAGAAAUCCAGGAAGAAGAAGUGCUUGAAACUGCGGUCGAGACCGAGACUCAGGACGAAGAAUCGACCGUCUCAGUGAUCAAAAAUGACGAGCCUGCUUCCUUGGAAAUCCAGGAAACUGACACCAAAGAACCAGCAAACGUGGAUAGCAAGCCAAUUAGUCCGGAGGAAGAAACGGAAACUCCGAUUGCAGUUCCACACGUUGUUGAAGCGUCAGAGGAACAAAUUGUGGAGCAGAUCACAGUUCAAUCUGAGUCAAUUCCAGCUGAUGGAGUCAAAUCAGACGAACUGGAGCAGACUCCAGAAACGCAAACAGAUCAAACUCUCGAGCCAGAAAUUACUCUGCAAGAUUCCGAUUCAAAACCACUAACAAUCACAGAAACCAAAGACACUCCGUCUUUGGAUGACGACGCUGUCAAACAAGCAGAGCAAGCGUCCGAACCAGAACUGUCAGACAAGGCCGACACUGAGCUUGAAACCUUAUCGAAACCAGAACAAGUGCUAGAAAUCCAGGAAGAAGAAGUACUUGAAACUGCGGUCGAGACCGAGACUCAGGAGGAAGAAUCGACCGUCUCAGUGAUCAAAACUGACGAGCCUGCUUCCUUGGAAAUCCAGGAAACUGACACCAAAGAACCAGCAAACACUCCGUCUUUGGAUGACGACGCUGUCAAACAAGCAGAGCAAGCGUCCGAACCAGAACUGUCAGACAAGGCCGACACUGAGCUUGAAACCUUAUCGAAACCAGAACAAGUGCUAGAAAUCCAGGAAGAAGAAGUACUUGAAACUGCGGUCGAGACCGAGACUCAGGAGGAAGAAUCGACCGUCUCAGUGAUCAAAACUGACGAGCCUGCUUCCUUGGAAAUCCAGGAAACUGACACCAAAGAACCAGCACACACUCCGUCUUUGGAUGACGACGCUGUCAAACAAGCAGAGCAAGCGUCCGAACCAGAACUGUCAGACAAGGCCGACACUGAGCUUGAAACCUUAUCGAAACCAGAACAAGUGCUAGAAAUCCAGGAAGAAGAAGUACUUGAAACUGCGGUCGAGACCGAGACUCAGGAGGAAGAAUCGACCGUCUCAGUGAUCAAAACUGACGAGCCUGCUUCCUUGGAAAUCCAGGAAACUGACACCAAAGAACCAGCAAACGUGGAUAGCAAGCCAAUUAGUCCGGAGGAAGAAACGGAAACUCCGAUUGCAGUUCCACACGUUGUUGAAGCGUCAGAGGAACAAAUUGUGGAGCAGAUCACAGUUCAAUCUGAGUCAAUUCCAGCUGAUGGAGUUAAAUCAGACGAACUGGUGCAGACUCCAGAAACGCAAACAGAUCAAACUCUCGAGCCAGAAAUUACUCUGCAAGAUUCCGAUUCAAAACCACUAACAAUUACAGAAACCAAAGUCGUAAAGGCCGAAAAAUCGGUCUCCACUGACACUGAAAAGGAAACGGAAGCUAUUUCCAUCGCAGAUACGACCGCCGAAAAAUCGGUCUCCACUGACACUGAAAAGGAAACGGAAGCUAUUUCCAUCGCAGAUACGACCGUUCUAGCUCCAGAGGUUUCUGGAAUCGAACCUCAAGAACCAGAAAUUGUCAAAGAAACGACUCAAUCAAAAUUGACUACUCCGUCUUUGGAUGACGACGCUGUCAAACAAGCAGAGCAAGCGUCCGAACCAGAAAUGUCAGACAAGGCCGACACUGAGCUUGAAACCUUAUCGAAACCAGAACAAGUGCCAGAAAUCCAGGAAGAAGAAGUGCUUGAAACUGCGGUCGAGACCGAGACUCAGGACGAAGAAUCGACCGUCUCAGUGAUCAAAAAUGACGAGCCUGCUUCCUUGGAAAUCCAGGAAACUGACACCAAAGAACCAGCAAACGUGGAUAGCAAGCCAAUUAGUCCGGAGGAAGAAACGGAAACUCCGAUUGCAGUUCCACACGUUGUUGAAGCGUCAGAGGAACAAAUUGUGGAGCAGAUCACAGUUCAAUCUGAGUCAAUUCCAGCUGAUGGAGUCAAAUCAGACGAACUGGAGCAGACUCCAGAAACGCAAACAGAUCAAACUCUCGAGCCAGAAAUUACUCUGCAAGAUUCCGAUUCAAAACCACUAACAAUCACAGAAACCAAAGACACUCCGUCUUUGGAUGACGACGCUGUCAAACAAGCAGAGCAAGCGUCCGAACCAGAACUGUCAGACAAGGCCGACACUGAGCUUGAAACCUUAUCGAAACCAGAACAAGUGCUAGAAAUCCAGGAAGAAGAAGUACUUGAAACUGCGGUCGAGACCGAGACUCAGGAGGAAGAAUCGACCGUCUCAGUGAUCAAAACUGACGAGCCUGCUUCCUUGGAAAUCCAGGAAACUGACACCAAAGAACCAGCAAACGUGGAUAGCAAGCCAAUUAGUCCGGAGGAAGAAACGGAAACUCCGAUUGCAGUUCCACACGUUGUUGAAGCGUCAGAGGAACAAAUUGUGGAGCAGAUCACAGUUCAAUCUGAGUCAAUUCCAGCUGAUGGAGUUAAAUCAGACGAACUGAAACCAAAGUCGUAA